CCGCAUUGCCACUGGGCCGGCGGGGGCGCUGGUUGCACCGGUCGCUGGGAUCCGCCAGGGACGCCGGCGGCGGGGUCGGCCCGGGCAACGCGAGCCGCCCGCGGGGCAUCUCCCUCUCUCGUUCCCCACCCCCUCCCCCCGGUCGGGGGAGGCGGCGUGUCCGGCGGAGGGUUGCGGGGCAGGGCUGGAGCGCCAUGAGCAGCCCGGAUGCGGGGUACGCCAGUGACGAGCAGAGCCAGCCUCGGAGCGCGCUGCCCGCCGUGAUGGCCGGGCUGGGCCCCUGUCCCUGGGCCGAGUCGCUGAGUCCCCUCGGGGACAUGAAGAUGAAGGGCGAGGCGGCGGCGACCAGCGGGGCACCGGCCGGGACCGCGGGCCGAGCCAAGGGCGAGUCUCGCAUCCGGCGGCCGAUGAACGCCUUCAUGGUGUGGGCUAAGGACGAGCGCAAGCGCCUGGCGCAGCAGAACCCGGACCUGCACAACGCCGAGCUGAGCAAGAUGCUGGGCAAGUCUUGGAAGGCGCUGACGCUGGCGGAGAAGCGGCCGUUCGUGGAGGAGGCCGAGCGGCUGCGCGUGCAGCACAUGCAGGACCACCCCAACUACAAGUACCGGCCGCGGCGACGCAAGCAGGUGAAGCGGCUGAAGCGGGUGGAGGGCGGCUUCCUGCACGGCCUCGCGGAGCCCCCCGCGACCGCGCUGGGCCCCGACGGCGGCCGCGUGGCCAUGGACGGCCUGGGCCUGCCCUUCCCCGAGCAGGGCUUCCCCGCGGGCCCGCCGCUGCUGCCCCCGCAUAUGGGCGGCCACUACCGCGACUGCCAGGGCCUGGGCGCGCCCCCGCUCGACGGCUACCCGCUGCCCACUCCCGACACGUCCCCGCUCGACGGCGUGGAGCCUGAUCCGGCCUUCUUCGCCGCGCCGCUACCCGGGGACUGUCCGGCCGCCGGGCCCUACAACUACGCACAGGCCGCGGACUACGCAGGGCCCCCGGAGCCGCCCGCCGGGCCCCUGCACCCCCGGCUCGGCCCGGAGCCCGCGGGCCCCGCGAUGCCGGGCCUCCUGGCGCCCCCCAGCGCCCUGCACAUGUACUACGGCGCGAUGGGCUCGCCAGCGGCGGCAGGCGCCGGGCGCGGCUUCCAGAUGCCGCCGCAGCCGCCCCCGCCGGGCCCCGGGCAACCGUCGCCCCCGCCCGAGGCGCUGCCCUGCCGGGACAGCGCGGACCCGAGCCAGCCGGCCGAGCUUCUCGGGGAGGUGGACCGCACGGAGUUUGAACAAUAUCUGCACUUUGUGUGCAAGCCCGACAUGGGGCUCCCCUACCAGGGCCAUGACUCGGGCGUGAACCUCGCGGACAGCCACGGGGCCCUCUCGUCGGUGGUGUCCGAUGCCAGCUCCGCAGUGUAUUACUGUAACUACCCCGACGUCUGACGGGUGCCCAUCCGACCCAGCCUGCAGGCCAGAAGCACAAACAGUGUUAGACACUUCCUGGAGGAGCGGAGCAAAUCCUCAGCCUCGCGUUGUGUUGUGUUGUUUUUAAGUUGCCUUGGCGUAUAAUUUAUGGUAAUUUAUUUUGUCUGCCACUUGAACAGCUGGGGGGAGAGGAAUGUGAGGUUGUGUUUGAAGACUGGCUCAGACAGUGGUUUCCCACAGUUGCCCUGUCAGAACCCCAUUUCCAUGUUCAAGUUCACCAGUUUUCAAUGGGUCCUGGAAUAACCUGCUCCAUUUCCCGAAACUUUAUUGAUCAAAGAAAUUUUUAUCCUGGGUGUCUUUUUUUUUUUAAAUCUUAAAAAAAAAAAUAAAAGCUAGAAUCCUACUUUUCCACUCUGCUAGUGCCUCUGUCACAAAAGCCAACUUUUGAGAUCGAUGUUAAGCAAUUAAUAGAAUUAGGAAUGUUUUAAUGAUGACAUUUAAUGUAUAGUAUUGUAAAUUACUGUAAGUUUCUCAUUCUCUGGUACUAGUCUUAACUGACUUGAAGGAGAAGCCCUCAAAUGAACAUUAGGGCAUCCCCAGUUUUUUUCUAGGGAAAAAACUCACAGAAUGAGCCUACUUUAUACAUCUCAAGUGACCCUAGUCUUUACAAGGUAAUGGUUUAUCUGAACACUCUAAAUAGUUUCAAUUUUAUCACUUUCAAAAUCAGAGGAGAAUAUCCAUGUCAUUUUGGUUUUCUGGUUGAAUCUUGAGGUCUGCCUAAAGAGACUUUGGUUUUUGGUUUUUUUUUUUCACCAAGAGUCUUUAAAACUCCCUCUCAGCACUGAACUCGCCAAUCAUCACACACCUACACCCUGGGAAGAAGCAUUGCUGGGUUAAAAAUAAUUUGAAGGAGUCAGGACCAAAUCAAAAUAAAGUGUAUUGUGACCUUGA
Messenger RNA from Sus scrofa (pig), 2351 nucleotides. It is a transcript of the gene SOX17, whose product is annotated as SRY-box transcription factor 17. Lineage: Eukaryota; Metazoa; Chordata; Mammalia; Artiodactyla; Suidae. Gene Ontology annotation, molecular function: RNA polymerase II cis-regulatory region sequence-specific DNA binding; DNA-binding transcription activator activity, RNA polymerase II-specific. Gene Ontology annotation, cellular component: nucleus. Gene Ontology annotation, biological process: vasculogenesis; positive regulation of transcription by RNA polymerase II; negative regulation of canonical Wnt signaling pathway. The record is from RefSeq and is a predicted model, not a curated record.